AAAUAUCUACUUUUAGUUUUUAAUUUAUAUUUAUUAUUUGUAAUGGUUAACGAAAUUAACUCAUUGUGAUAAAAGUAAAAUAGGAAUAUUAAAUUAAAUACUAGAAAAUAUAAAGAAAUAUUGCGUGCGUGCGUGUCAAUUUCAGUGAGUUAAUAAAGAGACGGACAUAAAGAAGAAUUGACGAGAAGAAAAGGAAAGAAAAAGGAGGUAACAAUAAGUAGAAGACCUUUGAAGUUGAUUAGUGAAUGAAUCCGCUAAAUUGAGAUUUCUACAAGUUUCUAAAACGAACAAAGGAAAUAAUUUGCUGGUAAUUGCGUGAGGUCAAAUAGUAAGCGGAAGUUCGUCGAGAAGGCAUUCGUUUUUUUUUCUGCAGUUGAAACCUGUAAGUUUAAUAAAAAAUACUUGCUUCUAGCAGAAACUAUUAAGCUGUUGUACCAAAAUCUGUAUUUAUUUAAAUAUUUUACAACAAAUAAUUAAAUUUAUAUGUUUUGCACAAAUCUGAGCAGGUAACACAAUAUGAUUGUGAUUUCAGUUAGUUUAAGAUUCCACAUUAAUUAGCGAUCUUGGACUAAUUUAAUACACGUUUUGUACAAAAGAAACUAGCACAAAGUGAUCGGAAUGAAUACUCAUUAGAAAGUGAGGUUAGAUGCACUUGCAACUGUCAGGAAUCUAAACACAUUUUGUACAAUUUAUUGUAUGAGUCAAAAAAUUGAAAGACCAGUACUAUCAGGUCAGCGCAUCAAGACCAGAAAAAGAGAUGAAAGAGAGAAAUAUGACCCAACGGGAUUCCGUGAUGCGGUCAUUGCUGGUCUCGAAAAAACUGAAGGUGACUUGGAACAAAUCUUUAAAUAUCUAGACAUCGCUGGAAACAAACUUGAUUAUCGUCGCUACGGCGAAGUACUAUUUGAUAUAUUAAUUGCCGGUGGUCUCUUAGUUCCGGGAGGAUCAAUCUCUCAGGAUGGCGAGAAGCCCCGCACAAGUUAUUGCAUAUUCGAAGCAAACGAAGACAUUGAGACGAUGCGCAACCAUGAGCAGGUAUUCGUCAAGCUCAUGCGCCGAUAUCGGUUCUUGGAGAAGAUGUUCGAAGAGGAAAUGAAGAAGGUGUUAGUCUUCAUUAAAGGUUUUACACCGAGUGAACGUACCAAACUUGCGCGUAUGACAGCGCUCUGGUUAGUUAAUGGUUCUGUGCCCCCGACUGUGCUGUUGGUAUUGAACAAUGAGCAUUUGAUUAAAGAUGGCAUUGCACUCGACUUCCUUAUCGAGGUAUUUGUCGCUUUCAAACAAGAGAAGGGCAUUGCACAUCUGGUUCAAGCUCUCAAAAAGGGUGGACUUGAAAGCAAACUAAUGGACUUUUUCCCACCAAACAAACGUACUGAAGAAUAUUUAAAACAAGUUUUUCUUGAAAAAGAACUAACUGAAAUUAUAAAAUUACACAAAGCUCAGGCCAGUCAAGAGGCCAAGCGUGAACUGCAGCAAACGCUAAUCGAUGAUAUACAUGACGAGAAGGCACAUUCAGAAAUCACAGCCGAUAUUAAAGAAUUCGCACUGCGUAAUAACAUUCCUGAUCACGAGAUUAUAAUCAUUAUUUGGUCGACUAUAAUGUCGCUCGGUGAAUGGAACAAGAAGGAAGAGUUGGUCACCGAUCAAGCAGUGCGCCACCUGAAAGCCUAUUGUCCAUUGUUGCAGGCUUUUGCCUCGACCGAUCGCUCUGAGUUGGCUUUGAUAUUGAAGGUACAGGAAUUCUGUUAUGAAAACAUGAACUUCAUGAAAGCCUUCCAAAAGAUCAUAUUACUAUUCUACAAAACUGAAGUAUUAUCAGAGGAGAGCAUACUCCGAUGGUACAAAGAUGCUCACUCCAGCAAAGGAAAGAUGCAUUUCCUCGAACAAAUGCGCAAGUUUGUCGAAUGGCUGCAAUCCGCAGAAGAAGAAUCUGAAUCCGAAGAUGAACAAAAGGCACAAAGUAAUGGUGAAUAACAUAAUGAUGAUGGCAUUUUAGAUUGGUUAGGGGCAUAGAAUACAAAAACAAAAUCUCAUAUUGUUGCAUGGUUUAUUCUUAUAAUAAUACUAGUUAAGUCGAAGAUGGAAAAGUAAAGAAGCAAUGCAAAGCCGCAACCACAUCCACCAAGUCUCCUGCUAUUAAAACAACUACGUACGUUAGCGACAAUGAUAUCAGUACUGGGCAGAUAACAAAAUGAAUUCAUUAUAUAUAUUCUACACAUUUAACAUCAAAUAUAUAUAUAUAUAUAUACAUACCUACAUAACAUAACAUAAUAUAAAAUCGAUCAUAUUUCUCACACCAUAGUAAAAAUGUUUACACAAUUAUGUUUGGAACAUACAAAAAAUGAAAAUAAGCAAUUAAAAUAUACCAUAUUAUACAUUCAAGAAAAAAACACAAAACCAUUUCUAUAUAAAAGUUAUAUAAACAGAAUAUUCUUAGUGUAUACCGCUAACCAUAUUGAGAUAGCAACCUACUGCAAUAUUUACUUGAGCCUUUCUAUGUAAUGUUGAGAUCCAAACUCCAAUAAUAAUAUUUGAAACUCUGACCCUGAAAUAGAAAUGUAACAUGAGCAAUUGAAUGAAAACACCAGUCAACAAAUAAAAUAUGCAAUUCUAAAUGCCCGUUGUGGCAA
Messenger RNA from Bactrocera oleae (olive fruit fly), 2630 nucleotides. The record is from RefSeq and is a predicted model, not a curated record. NCBI's taxonomy places the organism in Eukaryota, Metazoa, Arthropoda, Insecta, Diptera, Tephritidae.